GGAGCAACGCAGCUAAUGCGAAAAGCGAAGCGCGCGCACUCUCAAGAGCCAGGAAGGGCGCACUUUAAAUGCACUUUUGGCAUUGUCGCACGCAAGGCUGAAUGAGACGCAGGAACAAGACGACCCGGGCCGGCCACUCCGGCUCAGUCAUGCAGCUUUUCAAGGAGUCGCCUCCGGAAGACUCGGACGAGACGGAGAGGUCGUUCGCGACGGCGAUCCUCCUCAAAGGUUCCAAGGUGCUCGCCUACGUGACCACGUUUGCCGUCGUGCUCUGCGGCUCGGUGCUUUCGAAGGCCACGCUUCUGGUGAUGACUUCACAGAUCCAAGGGCUGGGCAGCGCAAACGGUCUCAACCGUACACGAACGGUCUGCAAAAGUGAAGUGUUUUUAGACGAUGACGGCGAGUACGUGACUUCCAUCGACCGGAGGGAACAGAUUGCCUGGAUGUGGGCCAUCCUGUUCGCCAUGUUCGUUCCGGAAGCGCUUGUAUUUAUCAAAUCUGUACGGAUAUCGAUGUUCCAGGCCAUGAGGAUACCUCGUGCAAGUACAUUCUUUCUGGUCUUUGCCUUGGAGAGCCUGCACGUGGUCGGCCUCGGCUUCCUGGUCUUCGCAGCACUUCCACAACUGGACGCACUGCGCGCCACCAUGAUCUGCAGCAGCGUGGCCAUCGUCCCGGCACUGCUCAAGGCGCUCUCUCAGAGGGACACGUAUCCGCCAAAGAUGAUUCUCAACAUAUCGGCGUUGCUCGCGCAGUGCACGGGCCCGGUGCUGUGGUCCGUGGGAGCCGACGGCUCGCCGGCCAUCGCCAUAGCGCUGAUUCUCUCGUCCUGCGCCUGGUGGCAAUGCUUCGCGGACGAAAACUCACCGGUGUUUCGCGUCGCCAGACUGUACCCGUUAAAACAAGACCUCGAUCAGUGCUCCAUGUUCGUGUCCCUCGUCCUGGUACCCUGGAGGAUGCUGCUCGCGUUUGCGACCAUGCUAGCGCUGGCUGGUCGUUCGUUCGGUGGGGCGCCUGAAGUGAUCGGCAAGUUCCACGAGGCCUUCCAGACGCACGAAUUCCCGCUCCUACAAGCGCGGACGGACGUCGUCAACGGGUCGCAGAUACUAGAGUUGGUGCGCACGAAUUAUGUCAUCUGGACACCUCGGCUCGUCCCGAUCGCCGUCGGCGCAGUCCACGCGGCUGCGAGCUACAUCACCUCCCGCGCCUGCGUCUUCGCCUGCAGAAUUAAGAUCCAGGGUUUCUCGAUGGCGCUUCCGUUGACGAUAAGCGGGCCCGUGACCAUGCUCGUCCUGGCUGCCGUGUGCGCCCUACGUCGCUUGCAGCCUUGCUUGCUGAGCAGCAGCUUGCCGUCUUACGUGUUUCUCAACUGCUACGAAGGUGACUUCCUACAGUUGCUCGCCAAAGAACACGCCUGGGUUUGGAUCGCCUGGUUCCUCAGCCUCGUGUGCGUAACGACCCACGUGUGGAAGUCCAAGGGCAGCAGGAUGGCGACCGAAGAAAGUCUCUUUGCACGGCCCACGUAUGCAAGCGUCUUACUGGAACAGUCCGUAGCCCUCAACGUCCGGAGGCUCAAUCGACAUGAAAUGGAUCAGACAGACAGGAAUGAGCACCUGGAGGCGAACAUGGAGAACUUCCGAGAGGCGAUCGAGACAAGUGUCCGUACUUCCAAGUCGUCGUCCAGGCGUGAGCUAGAGGAAGGGGAUGACGUCACGAGGAUCUACGCGUGCGCCACCAUGUGGCACGAAACCAAGGAAGAGAUGCUUCAGCUACUGAAAUCCGUGCUAAGGAUGGACUGCGACCAGAGUGCGCGCCGGCUGGGCAUACACCUGGGCAUAAAGGACAGGCUGUACUACGUCUUCGAAACCCACAUCAUUUUCGAUGACGCCUUCAAAGAUGGCCAAGACGCAGCAGGCCGGAAAUGUCGCGUGAUUAACGAGUACGUCCAAACUCUAAUCAGCACCGUGAACGAAGCCGCUUGCAGCGUGUACGGGCUGAACGACAUCUGCCUGCGCCCUCCGCGCGUGCUGGACACUCCGUACGGUGGCCGGCUCGUCUGGACCAUGCCGGGCCGCAACGGACUCGUGGUGCACCUCAAGGACCGCAGCCGCAUCCGGAACAAGAAGCGCUGGUCGCAAGUGAUGUACAUGUACUACCUGCUGGGACACCAGCUCGCACAGUCCAAUCUCGAGCCCCAUAGCAAGGAGGUGCGCAAGCAGAACUCCUAUAUCCUCGCCCUCGACGGAGACAUCAGCUUCCGGCCGGAGGCCGUGCUCUACCUCCUCGACCACAUGAAGAACAACCCGGGACUCGGUGCCGCUUGCGGGAGGAUACACCCCAUUGGAGCUGGUCCCAUGGUGUGGUACCAGAAGUUCGAGUACGCCGUCGGCCACUGGCUGCAGAAGGCCACCGAGCACGUGCUGGGCUGUGUGCUGUGCAGCCCGGGUUGCUUCUCGCUGUUCCGCAGCGAAGCAUUGAUGGCCGACAACGUGCUGAGGACCUACACCACCAAGGCCACGGAAGCGGUACACUUCGUUCAGUACGAUCAAGGCGAAGAUCGCUGGCUCUGCACCCUACUGCUCAAACAAGGAUACCAGGUUGAGUACAGCGCCGCCUCGGACGCCUACACCCGCUGUCCCGAGACGUUCGAGGAGUUCUACACUCAGCGACGCCGCUGGACUCCAUCAACUAUGGCGAACAUCAUCGAUAUUCUGAUGGACGCCCGAAAGAUGGCUCGCAACAACAGCGGCAUCUCGCACUUCUACAUGGCCUACCAGGGCAUGCUGCUCGUGGGCACCAUACUCGGGCCGGGCACCAUCUUCCUCAUGCUGGUCGGCGCGUUCGUCAACUGCUUCAAGGUGUCCUUACUGAUGGCGUCCACCUUCAACGCCGUGCCGGUCCUGUGCUUCGUCGCCGUCUGCUUCUUGUGCCCCCAAAAGAUUCAGAUCAUGGCGGCGGAGGUGUUGUCGGCGGCCUACGCGUUGCUCAUGGCCGCCGUGAUGGUGGGCACGGCGCUGCAGAUUCAGGAGGAUGGAAUCGCGUCACCCUCGUCCAUCUUCUUCGUCGUGACCUUGCUCGUGUUCGUCUUCGCCGCCAUGGUGCACCCGCAGGAGUUCCAGUGUGUGGUGCACGGCCUGCUCUACUUCGUGCUCGUGCCUUCUAUGUACCUCAUUCUGGCUCUCUACUCGGUCAUCAACCUCAACGUCGUCUCCUGGGGCACAAGGGAGACCACUACACCCAACACAGCGCAAGACGGAGCGGGCCACGCAUCCUCCAGUACCGGCCGGUACGGUGCGGCGCUGCAGGCACUGAUGACGUGCCGCCUGGGCGAUAUACUCACUUGUCUCUGGUGCACACAGUCUUCACACAGAAGGAGCUCGUGGGGAGACUUCUCCAUGAAAGUGGCCGGCAGGGGCAACUCAAGAUCGGAAAGCCACGAGCCCUUGUUGCAAGAGAGCGGGGGGACCAAGAUGCCCGUCUUGAGCGAAGAAGAGGAUAGCGCGGACGAACAUGGACCGCGUAAGGAACUUCAGCCCAGUGGCAUCUUACCGGCAUCUCACGGCGCGGCAGCAGAGUGCGAUCACUCCGCCUGGCGCAGUCAUCCUAAGCUGAGGCACUGCGUCCACGCCGCUUUGGAGCCGGAGGAAUACAGUUUCUGGAAUUCCCUCAUCACGGAAUUCCUGGAGCCCGAGAAAGCGAAAGACGCGUCCACGGUGCACGAGAUGCAGGGCAAACUCGACGCGCUCCGGAACCGCGUCGCAUCGGCGCUGCUCUUCUGCAACGCCAUGUACGUCCUGGUCAUCGUGCUCCUCCAGCACCACAAGAGCACGUUGUACAUCGAGUGGCCUCUGGAAGCCAACGUGACCAUCGGCUACGUGCCUUCCGCCGAGUUCGUCGUCGUGCAUUCCCACUACCAGCGGCUCGAAACCACUGGGCAUGGUGUUCUCGCCUUUUUCGCCUUCAUCCUGCUUCUGCAAGUGUGCGGCAUGGAUCACCGGCUUCACACUUUCUCGCACGUACUGGCCUCCGUUUCCAUCCUGGCUCGAACGAGCCUAGGGAGAGCUACGUGGGUUACCCUGUCCGCGCUAAAGAGCUCCAACGCCCGAAACGAUCGAAGACCUGCCUCCGGCCAACAGCGGCGCUCCGGCGAGGAGACUUUGGCACGACCAAGUCAGGCAAUUACUCAGCCUUUAGUCGUGUCCCCCAAGAACAGCAGCGUGUACGGGCUGAAUGACAUCUGCCUGCGCCCUCCGCGCGUGCUGGACACUCCGUACGGUGGCCGGCUCGUCUGGACCAUGCCGGGCCGCAACGGACUCGUGGUGCACCUCAAGGACCGCAGCCGCAUCCGGAACAAGAAGCGCUGGUCGCAAGUGAUGUACAUGUACUACCUGCUGGGACACCAACUCGCACAGUCCAAUCUCAAGCCCCAUAGCAAGGAGGUGCGCAAGCAGAACUCCUACAUCCUCGCCCUCGACGGAGACAUCAGCUUCCGGCCGGAGGCCGUGCUCUACCUCCUCGACCACAUGAAGAACAACCCGGGACUCGGUGCCGCUUGCGGAAGGAUACACCCCAUUGGAGCUGGUCCCAUGGUGUGGUACCAGAAGUUCGAGUACGCCGUCGGCCACUGGCUGCAGAAGGCCACCGAGCACGUGCUGGGCUGUGUGCUGUGCAGUCCGGGUUGCUUCUCGCUGUUCCGCAGCGAAGCACUGAUGGCCGACAACGUGUUGAGGACCUACACCACCAAGGCCACGGAAGCGGUACACUUCGUUCAGUACGAUCAAGGCGAAGAUCGCUGGCUCUGCACCCUACUGCUCAAGCAGGGAUACCAGGUUGAGUACAGCGCCGCCUCGGACGCCUACACCCGCUGUCCCGAGACGUUCGAGGAGUUCUACACUCAGCGACGCCGCUGGACUCCAUCAACUAUGGCGAACAUCAUCGAUAUUCUGAUGGACGCCCGGAAGAUGGCUCGCAACAACAGCGGCAUCUCGCACUUCUACAUGGCCUACCAGGGCAUGCUGCUCGUGGGCACCAUACUCGGGCCGGGCACCAUCUUCCUUAUGCUGGUCGGCGCGUUCGUCAACUGCUUCAAGGUGUCCUUACUGAUGGCGUCCACCUUCAACGCCGUGCCGGUCCUGUGCUUCGUCGCCGUCUGCUUCUUGUGCCCCCAAAAGAUUCAGAUCAUGGUGGCGGAGGUGUUGUCGGCGGCCUACGCGUUGCUCAUGGCCUCCGUGAUGGUGGGCACGGCACUGCAGAUUCAGGAGGACGGAAUCGCGUCGCCCUCGUCCAUCUUCUUCAUCGUCACCUUGCUCGUGUUCGUCUUCGCCGCCAUGGUGCACCCGCAGGAGUUCCAGUGUGUGGUGCACGGCCUGCUAUACUUCGUGCUCGUGCCUUCUAUGUACCUCAUCCUGGCUCUCUACUCGGUCAUCAACCUCAACGUCGUCUCCUGGGGCACAAGGGAGACCACUACACCCAACACAGCGCAAGACGUAGCGGGCCACGCAACCUCCAGCACCGGCCGGUACGGUGCGGCGGUGCAGGCACUGAUGACGUGCCGCCUGGGCGAUAUACUCACUUGUCUCUGGUGCACACAGUCUUCACACAGAAGGAGCUCGUGGGGAGACUUCUCCAUGAAAGUGGCCGGCAAGGGCAACUCAAGAUCGGAAAGCCACGAGCCCUUGUUGCAAGAGAGCGGGGGGACCAAGAUGCCCGUCUUGAGCGAAGAGGAGGAAAGCGCGGACGAACAUGGACAGCGUAAGGAACUUAAGCCCAGUGGCAUCGUACCGGCAUCUCAGGGCGCGGCAGCAGAGUGCGAUCACUCCGCCUGGCGCAGUCAUCCUAAGCUGAGGCACUGCGUACACGCUGCUUUGGAGCCGGAGGAAGACAGUUUCUGGAAUUCCCUCAUCACGGAAUUCCUGGAGCCCGAGAAGGCGAAAGACGCGUCCACGGUGCACGAGAUGCAGGGCAAACUCGACGCGCUCCGGAACCGCGUCGCAUCGGCGCUGCUCUUCUGCAACGCCAUGUACGUCCUGGUCAUCGUGCUCCUCCAGACCACUAAGAGCACGUUGUACAUCGAGUGGCCUCUGCAAGCCAACGUGACCAUCGGCUACGUGCCUUCCGCCGAGUUCGUCGUCGUGCAUUCCAACUACCAGCGGCUCGAACCACUGGGCAUGGUGUUCAUCGCCUUUUUCGCCUUCAUCCUGCUCUUGCAAGUGUGCGGCAUGGUGAUCCACCGCUUUCACACUUUCUCGCACGUACUGGCCUCCGUUUCCAUCCUGGACUCGAACGAGCCUAGGGAGAGCUACGUGGGUUACCUGUCCGCGCUUAAAGAGCUCCAGACGCCCGAAACGAUCGAAGACCUGCCUCCGGCCAACAGCGGCGCUCCCGGCGAGGAGACGUGGCGAAACCCGAGGACGGUGGACCUGGAAUUCGUCCUCACUCGCAACCUAAGGAACAUGAAUCGCGAAGGCAUCGAGCCCAACGUGACCAUCGGCUACGUGCCUUCCGCCGAGUUCGUCGUCGUGCAUUCCAACUACCAGCGGCUCGAACCACUGGGCAUGGUGUUCAUCGCCUUUUCGCCUUCAUCCUGCUCUUGCAAGUGUGCGGCAUGGUGA
Messenger RNA from Rhipicephalus sanguineus (brown dog tick), 6608 nucleotides. Its product is annotated as chitin synthase chs-1-like. The record is from RefSeq and is a predicted model, not a curated record. Lineage: Eukaryota; Metazoa; Arthropoda; Arachnida; Ixodida; Ixodidae. Gene Ontology annotation, cellular component: cell periphery; cell septum. Gene Ontology annotation, molecular function: chitin synthase activity.